AUGCAGGAAGAAGGAGUGAUUUACCCAGUGAAUUUUAGUCAAUGGGCGACCCCAUUGGUCUGUAUACCAAAGGCCGAUGGAAGAGUACACGUUUGUGGAGACUAUAAAGUAACAGUAAACCCAAGUUUACAUUGUGAUCAAUAUCCAAUUCCAACUCCAGAGGAGGUAUUUACUAAACUGGGGGGAGGAAAACAAUAUUCAAAAAUUGAUAUGAAAUGUGCAUACCAACAGUUAGUUUUGGAAGACGAGGCACAAGAGGUAGUAACGAUAAACACACAUCGCGGUCUAUACCGAUACACGAGAUUACCGUUUGGAAUUUCUUCGAGUCCAGCCAUAUGGCAGCGAUUCAUAGAACAAGUAAUAGCAGGACUAGAAGGGACAUGUGCAAUAAUGGACGAUGUCCUAGUCACUGGCUCAUCCGACACAGAGCAUAUCAUGAAUUUAGAGAACUUAUUUGAGCGAUUCAACAAAUAUGGUGUCAGAGUUAAGGCAGAAAAAUGCACAUUUCUGCAAAGAGAUGUAGUGUAUAUGGGACGGAAGCUGUCACCAAUGACGCCAUGGAUCUGGCCAAAUCAACCUUGGAAGCGCAUACAUAUUGACUACGCGCAGAAAGAUAAGCGAGAUUAUCUAGUAGUUGUUGAUUCAUAUUCGAAAUGGCCCGAGUUAUUUGCAUGA
Molecule: messenger RNA, 675 nt
Organism: Anneissia japonica
Lineage: Eukaryota; Metazoa; Echinodermata; Crinoidea; Comatulida; Comatulidae
Exons: 1
Coding region: 1-675 (224 amino acids)
Source: RefSeq, a predicted model, not a curated record